GUGUGGUGGUGGUGGGGGGUUGUGGGUGUGUGUGUAAAAGUGAGUCAGGGAAGUCUGUGUGUGUCUCUGUCUGCCUGCGAGUCUGGUUGUGUGUGCUGCUUGGCGUAGCGCAGUGCUCAUGGAGAAGAUGCAAGACGGCCGUGGUGUAGUGCGUCCUCUUCUUCUUCCGGACUACCUCGGUCGUGCCAUGGUGGAUUUGUGUUUGCACCCUUGAGACGAUUAGAGAGAGCAUCGAUUGUAAGUAUUACGCUCCUUCUCUACGCCUUCUUCCGGCCCCGAGCGGGCGCGCUGCGGAAGGAAGAAGAGGAGAAGAGAUUCUGUUGAGCAUAGUCUUGUGCUCAAGUGCACAGAGAGAGAGAGAGAGAGAGAGAGAGAGAGAGAGAGAGAGAGAGAGAGAGAGAGAGAGAGAGAGAGAGAGAGAGAGAGAGAGAGAGAGAGAGAGAGAGAGAGAGAGAGAGAGGAUGGGUGGUCCACAGCUGGAUACGUUUAAGUCUGUGUUAGCGAAUGCAGAGGACGGAAUGGGAGGUUUGGACAUGGGAUCGGAGGAGGCGAGCGUUGUGCACAGGCCGGUGGUGGCAGAAGAGUCACUUGCAUCCAGCAUCACGCGGCAGAAAGUUGCAGCAGCAAAGCAGUACAUUGAGAACCAUUACAAGGCCCAAAUGAAGAGCUUGCAGGAGCGCAAAGAAAGACGAUGGACUCUGGAGAAAAGACUAGCUGACGCAGAUGUCUCAGUUGAAGAACAACACAAUCUUCUCAAGGAUCUGGAGCGCAAAGAAACCGAGUAUAUGAGGUUGCAACGGCACAAGAUGGGUGUCGAUGAUUUCGAGCUGCUUACUAUCAUUGGAAGAGGAGCUUUUGGAGAGGUGAGGCUCUGCAGAGCCAAGGCCACCGGACACGUCUAUGCCAUGAAGAAGCUAAAGAAAUCAGAAAUGCUCAGCAGGGGUCAGGUGGAACAUGUCAGAGCAGAACGAAAUCUUCUGGCAGAGGUUGACAGUCACUGUAUAGUCAAACUUUACUACUCCUUUCAGGAUCAAGAUUUCCUUUACUUGAUUAUGGAGUACCUUCCAGGAGGAGACAUGAUGACUCUUCUCAUGAGGAAGGAUACUCUCACAGAAGACGAGGCACGAUUCUAUGUUGCCCAAAGUGUCAUGGCCAUACAGUCCAUACACAAGCACAACUACAUUCACAGGGAUAUUAAACCAGAUAACCUACUGCUCGACAAAGACGGGCACAUGAAACUGUCUGACUUCGGUUUGUGCAAACCCCUCGACUGUUCCUCUCUGUCCACUUUGCACGAGAAUGAGCCAAGCACAGAUGAGGAGUUUAGGGAGCCCAUGGACAUAGAGCAGCGGUUGCAGAGCACUUCUAUGAGCGGGCCGUAUCGUAGUCAGCAAGAACAGCUUCUACAUUGGCAGCGGAACAGGCGUAUGCUGGCCUAUUCCACAGUCGGUACACCAGACUACAUUGCACCUGAAGUCCUCCUGAAGAGGGGAUAUGGACAGGAAUGCGACUGGUGGUCAUUGGGAGCUAUUAUGUUCGAAAUGCUUGUUGGCUAUCCACCUUUCUACUCUGACGAUCCCAUGAAUACUUGUCGGAAGAUUGUGAACUGGAGAACCUACUUGAAAUUCCCUGAAGAGGCAAAGUUGUCCCCGGAAGCUAAGGACCUAAUUUGUAGACUGCUCUGCGAUGUGGAACACAGACUUGGUGGUGAUGAAAUCAAGCAACAUGCUUGGUUCAAGAACGUACCAUGGGAUAGACUUUAUGACAUGGAGGCUGCGUUCAAGCCAGAAGUCAACGACGAGCUUGAUACUCAGAAUUUUGAAAAGUUUGAAGAGAUUCAACCCCAUCCCCAUCAUACUUCUAGAUCAGGACCAUGGAGAAAGAUGUUGACUUCGAAGGAUGUGAAUUUUGUGGGAUACACAUACAAAAAUUUUGAUGUAUUCAAGGGAAUGCACGCUCCUGUUGAGCUGAAGAGAAAACCACAACCUAAGAGACCUUCAAUUGUCUCAUUAUUUGAACAACCAGCGACUGUAGGAGCCGUUAACAGUCAUCAUGAUGAUGGAGCAGAGUGUAUACCCACGCAAAUGGACAUAGCAGGUGGUCAAGGACCUGAUAGCAUGUCAUCAUCUUCGUCUGUACUUUACAGACCAGCUCAAAAUUUUCCUUAUGGGGAUAACAGCAGGUAGGAUGGUAGAUAUAGAGAGCACUUAGCUGGACAUUGGUAUAGCAAUCGAGGCCCAAAGGGAGCGAAGCUUGUAUACUAGAGGAGACUGAAUCUGUGGAAAGUAGUACGAGUGUUGGAGGCUAGUGGUGUUUAUUAAUGCUUGGAAAUGGUCCAGUCCAGUUGCUGGAUGUAUAGAUUGCAUGCAUAUGUUUUGUAGCGUUCUAGCUUAGCUGGGAAUAGUUAUUUGAGACUCCUUUCAUUGCCUAGUGCCUAGUGCCUUGUGUUAGUACAAUAAGACUGUUUUUCAAGAAAGAGUUUCAGCCCUCACUUAGAAAGCCGGCGGUGACGGGGAACAAGUCAUCUUACAGGCGCUUAGUGCUUUACAAAGGAUAUAAAAUGGCACGACAGCGUGUACACUCCGUGUUUAAAUCUGAUAUGCUUGUAUCGGUUGUAAUACCUAAAGGCAAGUAGUACAGUUCAGGGUCAGUUUGUGUAGGAAACAUCACAAGAAUAGUGGUGUUCUUUCAAGUGAGCAACUGGAAGGAGGCGGCUACUUUUCGGGUUUACCCUCGGACAUUGGAGAGCGGACAGGAGUGAAUGGUACACAAUGAUUCAUCAACGUUAUAAUUUACAGUGUAUUUUUGCCGUUCCACCAGAAUGGGACUUGAACGUGACCUGUGCAUGAAUGGUAAACCCUCCGCUCUGCACUUUUUUUGUGUAAUUAGCUACUACUUGAGAUUCACAGGUGCAAAUUAACAUUCUGAGCUCCAAGCGUGGUGACACACUAGGUUUUGUUGGAUGGACAUUUUGUCUACCAGCUCUGCGUGGUCUCUUCACAGGCAGAAGAUUGUUCCAUGCUCACAAGAAUGUAGAAGUUUGCUACAAAUAUUGCAGUUUCAACCCGCGGUCUUCGAGUUUAGUAUAGUGCCGGGAAAGGUUGACCCUAGUUGAGUGUUCAAGUGCUGUCUCCGAAGAGGUUAGUGUUAGGCAAUCUUCGAGCUGAACUGUGACACAAGAUGGAUCAUCGAAGUAACUGGUUUUUUUUUAUUUCU
Messenger RNA from Marchantia polymorpha subsp. ruderalis, 3216 nucleotides. The record is from the annotation of a GenBank genome assembly. Lineage: Eukaryota; Viridiplantae; Streptophyta; Marchantiopsida; Marchantiales; Marchantiaceae.